GGAACAGAAGUCCCAUUGCGCAGAAGUCGGAGGCUCGAAAUAAAAGGGCUUAAGCGCAAGCCGAUUACUUACAGAGAGAUAUUGGAAAGGCGCCAGAGAGCAGCACCACGUUUAGACCCAAAUGACCCUGAUGCGAUAAAAAAUAGGAAUGAGAACGUAGCCCAAUCUGCAUUACAACACUACAACACCAAACAUGGAACUGGUUUGGAGUUUGUGAGGUUUCUGAACGGAAUGUCUAUGACGGGACGUGGUUUUGCAAGGGGCUUUAUAGAGAGGCACUAUUACUGGAGGCAUUUGAACUUUGAGGCCAGGCGGCCGGAUGCUGGUCCCAAGGACGAACCACUUCUUUUGUUUGCCGAAGUAUAUUCAGGUAGAAAAGGGUGGGAGCUCAGUACAUUAUCACUUGUGGGACCUACAGAUGGAGAGUAUGGUUGUCAGCGUUGUCUUUCUUACGUAAAUCACCCGCGUCGUGGAUUUCGUGCUGGUUUUGACGCUACAGUGGAUAGCAAUCCUAAGUUACUGUCUUCAGAGACUGCUGCUAAAUUGGCUGAAUUCGCUUUACAGGAUUAUAUUGCGAAACAAACCGAGGAAAUAAGCUUGAAGUUUGAAAGGGCUGUUGAAGGCAAUGGUUUUACGAGCACAGGUCUAAUGAUGGACUUCACUGAAAAGAGAACACAUUGGGUGCAUUUGAACUUUGAGGCAAGGGUGGGCCCCAAGGAAGAAGAAGUGCUCCUUUUCUUCGCCGAACUCUAUUUAGAGGAUGGCAGUGAUGAUAAGUAUGUGCUUGCUACAUUCUCACCCGCUGAGGCCACUUGGAUGCAGAAGGUGAAGGUCGAAAUAG
This is a messenger RNA of Striga hermonthica, 841 nucleotides long. The record is from the annotation of a GenBank genome assembly. NCBI's taxonomy places the organism in Eukaryota, Viridiplantae, Streptophyta, Magnoliopsida, Lamiales, Orobanchaceae.